Messenger RNA from Aspergillus candidus, 1934 nucleotides. RefSeq names its product FAD-dependent oxidoreductase. Gene Ontology annotation, molecular function: FAD binding. The record is from RefSeq and is a predicted model, not a curated record. NCBI's taxonomy places the organism in Eukaryota, Fungi, Ascomycota, Eurotiomycetes, Eurotiales, Aspergillaceae. The transcript has 3 exons. The coding region runs from base 274 to 1617 and encodes 447 amino acids.
CUUCGAUCCAAGUCCACCUUGUGCCCUCUGUUUCAGUCAUCUUCCUUUCCAUUAACUACUAUUCCCUCUAAUCUUUCACGUUAUUGGUCUAGUUUAGAGCAAUCGGCCUAGUACUUGGCAUUAUGGAAUAACCAGCAUUGUUAAUCCCAUUGUUUUUUACGCGUUCCGAUCGAGUAGUCUUACAGCGCGGUCCCUGCUCCGUUGCUACCUUGUGCCUCCCUCUUGUCUCUUCUUCCUGGCCACACCUUUGGACAUCUACCUCUCAUUCUCGCUAUGGGCCGUAUGCGACGGCUCUGGUCGUUGGUCGCUGGAAAGCCACAGGAGCAGCAAACAAAACAAUCCCCGGAUCCCCAGAGUAAAUCUCGUGUGGCCUCUCCCACGGCCGAGCCCAAGACUCCCGCUACCUCGGUCCUGGUGGUCGGUGCUGGUUCGACGGGUCUUGCUUUGGCCCAAGGGCUCAAACAGUCGGGAAUUUCGUGCGUCGUGGUGGAAAAACAUGACAGCUUUGAUGCGCAGCCGCGAGAUUGGAACAUGGGCCUCCACUGGGGCGUGGAACCAUUGAGAAGCCUUAUGACAGACGAAAUGUGGUCCCACAUCCAGUCCGCGCAAGUCGACCCCAGUGAGCCUCCCCCCGACUAUGAUUCUCUCAAAUUCCUCAACGCCCAGACCGGAGAAUGCAUGGCCGCAAUCCCCGUCCAGUCCUUCUAUCGCCUUCGACGACGCAAACUGCGGGGGCUCCUGGCCCAGGGAUUGGACAUUCAAUAUGGGAAGAGACUGCGGACCCUCACAUUCUCGGACGACGGGAAGCUGGCCACCGCACUGUUCGACGAUAAUACCUCCAUCACCGCCUCGCUCGUGGUUGGCACGGAUGGCGCCCGAUCGACGGUGCGACAGGAGCUACUGGGCCCCAACUCCGGGCGCAUCCGCCAGCUCCCGUACUGCGCGACCUUUGUGCAAGCUCGCUUUACCGCCGAGCAGGCCCUAUUCCUUCGCGGUUUUCACCCCAUGUAUCUGGCCGGCAUCCACCCCGCCGGACACUUCGCGUUCUUUGGCAUGCACGACGUCGAGGACCCGGACAAACCCGAGACGUGGACGUUUUUCUUCUACAUCUCCUGGCAGAGCACGUUAGAGGAGCAAGAAGCCACGGCCGGCUGGAACAAUGCGCAGCGACUGCAGCAGGUCAAGGAGUUCUCCAAAUGCUUCACGAACCCGUGGCGAAGCGCGUUCGAAUGGGUACCGGACGACCAACAGGUCUGGUACAUGGGCCUGACGGAAUUUAACCCGUGCGUCUCAGGCCACCGCUGGGAUAACCACGGGGGGCGGGUGACGCUGGCCGGCGACGCCGCGCACGCCAUGACCUACCAACGCGGUCAGGGCCUGAACCACUCCAUCACCGAUGCUGCCAAACUCGUCGAGGCCACCCACCAGCUUCUGACGGGGAAGAGCACUCCCACAGACGCCAUCACCAUGUACGAGGACGAAAUGAUCGCGCGUGCCGGCGGGGAGGUCUCUCUCUCGACGGUCAACACCGAGAUGGUCCACGACUGGCAGAAGGUGCUUCAGUCGCCUGUGCUCACGGCGGGAGUAACCAAGCGAUCCGUCGACCCCUCGACUUAAAGUAACCGAGUCUACUUGGACACUGCAUACCCCUCGUACAUACGGCUCGUCAUCCGAUUUAUGGGCGGGGUUUUUCAUAUUAGUCUCUGAUUUCCAUUCUCUUGUUCUUGCACAUAAAUACCCAGUCGAGGCGUGACUCCAGCACUGAAAUCUUUUUUUCUUUCUCUUUGUUUUUACUACGCCGAUACUCGCGCAUUCUACCUGCAUAUUGCACACAUACGUGUUAACUCUGCACAUACAUCAUUUCAGCCGAUGACCCUGGGUUAGACAUGGUGGAUCCACCUUUAUGAUUGUGCAUUCAAGAUAGCAAUUCAAAC